This is a messenger RNA of Penaeus chinensis, 381 nucleotides long. RefSeq lists its product as uncharacterized. The transcript has a single exon. The record is from RefSeq and is a predicted model, not a curated record. The coding region runs from base 1 to 381 and encodes 126 amino acids. NCBI's taxonomy places the organism in Eukaryota, Metazoa, Arthropoda, Malacostraca, Decapoda, Penaeidae.
AUGCACCCGUAUGCCCCUCACGCCCAUUCCUACGUCCACUCCCACGGCAUCGGCAAGAGGGAGACCGAAGCCAAUCCUGAGCCUCAUUAUAGAGGCUACGGAUACUCGUAUGGAUACCUAUAUGCCCCACACGCCCACUCCUACGUCCAUAUCCACGGCAUCGGCAAGAGGGAAGCUGAGGCUGAUCCUGAGCCUCAUAGAGGCUACGGAUACCCGUAUGGAUACCUAUAUGCCCCACACGCCCACUCCUACGUCCAUUCCCACGGCAUCGGCAAGAGGGAGGCUGAGGCCGAUCCUGAGCCUCAUUAUGAAGUCUAUGGUCAUGGCCUUUAUCGCCCUUAUGGCCUUGGCUUCUAUGGACCUUAUCGUUACGGAUACUAA